Girardinichthys multiradiatus is the source of this 4039-nucleotide messenger RNA. RefSeq names its product homeobox A5a (gene hoxa5a). Gene Ontology annotation, molecular function: RNA polymerase II cis-regulatory region sequence-specific DNA binding; DNA-binding transcription factor activity, RNA polymerase II-specific. The transcript is spliced from 2 exons. The record is from RefSeq and is a predicted model, not a curated record. Bases 2289 to 3140 code for a protein of 283 amino acids. NCBI's taxonomy places the organism in Eukaryota, Metazoa, Chordata, Actinopteri, Cyprinodontiformes, Goodeidae. Gene Ontology annotation, biological process: anterior/posterior pattern specification; regulation of transcription by RNA polymerase II. Gene Ontology annotation, cellular component: nucleus.
ACACUCUGAAUUAGGGUAACGUAUGCUUAUUUUUGUAUAUUUCUGAAACACUCUAUCAACAAUGUAAAUGUGAAAACCUCAAGUAAAUGCUAAAAAAAAAUAAGGAUUACAAAUUUAUCAUUCUUCUUAUUAUUUAUUUUACAAUAUUUUUGCUAAUUUCAUUUUUGUAUGUGGUAUCUGCAACGUCCCCUUUAUGUUUGCGUCCAAACGUGUGUUGAUGCCUGCAGACUGCGCUGCUUCUGCCUUAACAAGUAACUCCCGUCCCUCUCCUCUCGUUUCUCUUUCCCUUUAUUUUGUAUCUCCUGGGUGUGUACUUGUUCCAACUCAAACAGGCUUCGUGGGAACUUUGUUGUCAUUGGCCAACUCAUAGAUCAGCUGCUGCAGCACGACAGUUUCUGCGGCACACUGCGUGCGCAGCUCAUUUGCGACCUUAAUUAAAGGCCCGUGUACCGCAGCAUGCAUUGAGUCUCCACGGGUACCUUUAAAAAGUGCGAACGCAUACCUGGUGCUUCUGCGUUCCUUUCUCAGAAACACAGCAGGAUUGGGCUUGUGCGUUUGGGGGAUAAAAAAUGGCCGCUCCGGGGUGAUAGAGGGCAUGAACCAGAGAACAGGUCUUUGCCUCUGAGAGACGAAGGUGCCAUAAAAAUUCCAGAAGGGAGAAAAAAAAAAAAAAACACAUACGUGGAGCUUUGGCCGCUGCAUGCAUGUCCGGCAUUAUGGAGGCUUCUGCGCCUUCGUGCAUAAGGCUCUGACCUCAUUCCCUGGUUUAUCUUAUGUUUUAUAAUAUAAACUGAAGCAGAUUUAUUCAGUUGCGAAACGUUACGCCUAAAAGAGUGAUCCUAAAGCUUUGUACAACUAAAAACUACAACUAAUAAGAAAGAAUGGAAACUUUAUGGUUGUUUAACUUUUUUCCCACUCUUCAGAUUCAUAUUUCGAACCAGCCAUCUGGGCAACGUUGAUUAAAAAUGCGAUUAUGAACCACUGAUCCCCGUUAUUUUCUAUUAUUAUCGUUUAUUAUUUUUAUUCGUGUUCAUUUUUUCUUUAGCAAUAUUUGGAAAACUUUCCUAAUUUAAAACCACAGAUUGCCUCAAAAUCAUUUACAUAUUUAUUUCCCAAUCGUUUCUCAGCCCUCCUCUCAUUGUUUCCUUGAGGUCGAGAACAAAGCUCGGCUCCCUUUAGUUUCUCAUAUGAGAAAACUGAAAUGCUCUUUUCUGCCUCAGAUGACAUCUCGCACACAUUUAGAAGUGUAACUUUGCUGGAGGACGGAGUCUUUAAAAGUCAGAAUGACGGAGGAGUCGCCUCUAAAUAACCAAAAUGAGGUCGGGCUAUGUGCGAAAAAAAAAGGCCCAGAAUAGCCGUGAUCUAAAGUGUCUGCUACUUUGUAUUGCCCCAUUCGAACCUGCCUAUAAACUGUAUUUCUGUGCUCAUAUAAAGCCUGUAUGUGUGGAUAUUAAUUUUGCCAAAGUGGCACUAACAGCAGGCUCUGAACACCAGGCUCGGUUGCAUUAUUUGAUAAUGUGUGCGUGAUGUUCUGAGCUUCAAUCUCCUCGCCCAACAUUUACUCAUCAGUAUUUGUCCCAUGAAGUCGUUCACUUAUUUUACGAGUAAAGAAAGAAAAAGUGCGAAAGAGCGCGGCCCUGUUUGAAUGGGCUUUUAUUCUAUUAACUGAGCCUAUUUACAGCCAUCUCCCAGCACAACGUGCAGAGCCGAUUCUGAUCGAGUUAUUCUUGUACACUCUCUACAAUCUCUGGAGAUUGCGCUCUCAGCAUGUCACUUGUUGUAUUGUUUGGGAGACCUCUUUCUUUGCCGCAAUGGUCGUUAACCUCCGAAUGACCCCCGUGUGUGGAGCCCACGCCUCAGAAAAGCGCCGCAGACAGUCAGUGCAACGGUUGCGCCAGAGGAUGGCGCAGCACGACAGUGGAAAAACGCCUCGCAUAGCCGAGAGCGCAUGGCAGGGGAGGCGCGCACUCCCUCCCAUCCCACGCGAGUGUUUCCUGCUUGCACGAGUUUACCUCUGGAGGUCACCAGACAGGAUUUACGACUGGUCAACAAAAGCACGUGAUUCUGCCUCGUACCCCAUAUUUGGGUGCCUACGUAAGAGAGAAUCAAGUCCAUGUCCCACUCUCAUUUCCAUAAUUCAUCAUAAAUUGUGCAAGGGUGCAAUAGGACGCGCUAAAGCAUAAGAGCCACAAAUCAAGGAGCUGCAGGUUUAUGCUGUUUACUUCCCCUAAAAUAAUCACAAAACAACAGCAAUACCUGCAGCGGACAAAGGGUGGAACUGUCAACAAAUGAGCUCCUAUUUUGUGAACUCAUUCUGCGGUCGCUAUCCCAAUGGCGCGGACUUUCAGUUACAUAAUUAUGGAGAACAUAAUACCGCGAACGAGCAAUACAGAGACUCCACGGCCAUGCAUUCCGGCAGGUACGGCUAUGGUUACAACGGAAUGGACCUGACAGUCGGGCGGGCCGGUGGCGGACACUUUGUGGGCAGCGAGCGGACGCCGGGCUACUCCCCGACUCACACAGCGGCAGCAGCGGCGAGCCCUUCCGUGGAACCCGUCAGGUACAACCAGUCCACGGGUUGCAGCCAGAACUCGCCCCUGUCGCCUCCACCUGAGCCUCUACCGUGCUCCUCCUCCACGGUGGCCAGCUUGUCGCCGGGUGCCGAAACGCAACCCCAACUCAGAGCCGUGAAGAACUCCAUGAGCGGCGCCCAGUGCUCGGGCUCGAACGGUGGAGGCACACUGUUGCUGGGUCGGGACUGCGCGUCCAAGGCUUCCCCCCUGGAGGAAGAAAAGCCUGCGGGAAGCGCACCGACGACUCCUCAGAGCGCCAGCGAUUCGGCACAGCCUCAGAUAUACCCGUGGAUGAGAAAACUUCACAUAAGUCAUGAUUUGUCCGGACCGGAGGGGAAGCGAGCCCGAACCGCUUACACCCGCUACCAGACCCUGGAGCUGGAGAAGGAGUUCCACUUCAACCGGUACCUGACCCGCAGGCGGAGGAUCGAGAUCGCCCACGCCCUCUGCCUCUCUGAGAGACAGAUCAAAAUCUGGUUCCAGAACCGCCGGAUGAAGUGGAAGAAGGACAACAAGCUGAAGAGCAUGAGCAUGGCGGCUGCAGGCGGGGCAGCCUACAGGCCUUGAUGACCACUCACACCUCCUCUCAUAAAUACAUUGAAAUGAAAUAAACUAUUGAAAGUGUAAAAAGAAGAAAAAAAAAAACAACAAACAACAAACAAACUCGCAGAGACUUGUUAGCAGGGGGCUCUGAGCCACCCCACCUUCUGUAAAUGCCCCCAUUAACAUUAUAUUUCCUUUAUAUCCUCACCGUGUUAAUCAGUAUGCGAGUAAAAUGUGUAUUUCUGUACAGUUCUGUUUAGAUUUAGGGCAAAAAAGAAAGAAAUGUUUAAAUUAUUUCUUGUUCAGAAAGGAAAAAAAUCAAUAGCUUGAACCUGUCCAGUAAAAAAAAAAUCUGUGUGAUGCACUCAAAACAACAACAGCCUAAUAAGUACUAAAUAAAUAGAAGGUUUCUGUUUAGUUCUCUCUGCACAUGUGCUGUAUAUGUAUAUAUUUAUUUGUCUCAUGUGUUGUGCCAACUCGUCAGAAAAAAAAAAAAAAAAAAAACUCGCUUUCGAUAACCAGCAAAUAAGCGUUUUGUGUGCGUAAUUGUAUUGUGAACACAAGUGUAUGGACAGAGGUGCCGCCUCGCCCCUUUGUGUGUACAGUGGGGGGUGCCUUGUUUUCUUUAGUUUUUUUUUUUUUUUUUUUUUUUGCAGGAGAUUAUGUUUGACUUGCUCACCUGGGCGCAGCAUCGUUAACAAAAACGGAAAAAAAAAAAGCGUGUUUGUCCCUGUUUUGUUUUCUUCCAGUUUCUAUGCGGAAGGUCCCCACCUGUAUGACUUCAUCGUGAUGAGCUUUUUUGUAAAUGUUUUUUCAAAGACUGGAAAGAGGGGCAAAUAUAUGCUAGAAUAAUCAGAAGAAUGAGACUGAUGCUCAUGUUGAUGAUGGCUGUCAUGGCCGUGAUAAUAAACUUUUUACUGGAA